AUGUCGUACUAUGAUUUUGAUUUUCACCACUUACAGCAACAAGAAAUUCAACAUUUACAACAACAACAACAACAACAACAACAACAACAACAACAACAACAACAACAACAACAACAACAACAACAACAACAACAGCAACAAACUCUAUUACAACAAACUCAAUUACAACCAAAACCAUUAGAUUUGAAAGAAUUAUUAAAUUAUUUAAAAAGUAAUGGAAAUAAUAGUAACAAUGUAUUAUUAAAUAAUUUAAAUAAUAUUGAUAAUAGUUUAUUAGAUAAAGAGAUUAGAGCCAAUAUAUUCCCAAUUUUUCAUAAAAUUUUAUUAAAUGCACCAAAAGAAAUUGUAUCACCAAAACCUCAUCAACCAUUAAUGGCAAAUGAAAGCCAUGGCGUUGGUGGUGGUGGUUCUAUUAACAAUAAUAAUAAUAAUAAUAAUAAUAAUAAUAAUAAUAAUAAUAAUAAUAAUAAUAAUAAUAAUAAUAAUCAAUCACAAGGAUUUUUAUAUCUAUUUGAUAAAUCAUCAAAAUCAUAUUAUCAACAAGAUGGUAUUAAAUGGAUAAAAGCAAAAGUUAAUGUACGUAUGGUAAUUAUAGAUGAACAACGUAAAAUUUUUAAAUUAAAAACCCAUAAAAAAGAUAUUGGUGAAAGUGUACUCAGAAGACAAACUUCAAAUGGUGUUUGUGAAAAUGGUAUCUGUUGGAGAAGAUUCGAAUAUAGAUUAGUUAAAAAGGAAUUUUAUAAUAAAGUUACUCCAAAUUUAGAUUCUACAAACAAUAAUAAUAAUAAUAAUAGUAACAAUACUAAUGAUGAUAAUAAUAAUAACAAUGAAGAAUAUGAAGAUGAUGAUAAUAGUGAAAAUUCCGUAAAUGAAAGAUUCAUAGUUCAACCUUGGCCAAUACUUGUACAUUAUUUAACCAAACCAUCCUCUGAAUCACCUUUAGAUUUAGAUAAUACUGUAAAUAAUAAUAAUAAUCAUCACCAAGAACUAUCAUCAAACUCUAAUUUCGCAUUUAAAAAAGAGCCAAAUACUCAUAAACCUAAUAUAACUACAACUACAACAACACCACCACUAUCGAAUAAUGUAAAUAAACCAACCACUACAACUACUACUAACACUACCACCACUAGCAUAGCUCAACAACAAACUACAAAUAUUUCAUCUAAAAAAAGAGAAUCCUCACCAUUUAAUAACAUUCUUGGAUUAUUUAAAAAAAUUAAAUCCAAUACUUCAAAUGAUGAUCUUAAUAAUAUUGAUGAAACUAAAAAUAAUAAUAAUAAUAAUAACAAUAAUAAUAAUAAUAAUAAUAAUCAAGCAUUAUAUUUUCCACCAUCUCCUAAUACAAUGUUUAUGCCAAAUUCACCAGAAUUAUCAGAUCCCACUAUUGGAAAUUAUUUAUCAGACUAUAGCAAUAAUAAUAAUAAUAAUAAUAAUAAUAAUAACAGUAACAAUAAUAAUAAUAACAAUGGUAAUACUGGUAGUUCAAAUAAUAUUAAUGGUAAUACCAGUACUAGAACAAGUGGUAAUGGUAUAUUAAUGGAUGAAAAUUUUUAUUUAAAUUUCACUGAUAAUUGGAAUACUUCAACUCUUAUCAAUACAAAUAAUAAUAAUAAUAAUAAUAAUAAUAAUAAUAAUAAUAACAAUGCUCAAUUCAUUGAUAAUCACCUUGUAAAUAAUAAUAAUAAUGAUAAUAGUAAUGGAUUCUCAAUAGAUCAAUCACCAAUUUUACAAUCUACACCAACAACAACAACAACAACAACAAAUCCCUCUAUUAUAAAUAAAAGUAAUAAUAUUAAUAAUGAUGUAACAUAUAAUAAUAAUAAUAAUAAUAAUAAUAAUAAUAAUAAUAAUAAUAAUAAUAAUAAUAAUAAUAAUAAUAAUAGUUUAACAACAGCAGUACCAGCGCCACCACCACAAUUACAAUUACAAACUAUUUCAAAUAAUAGUUCUUCUAUAGCAACAACUUCUUCACCACAACCACCUACAACUACAACAACUACAACAACAACUACAACAACAGGGAUUAUAGAUUUAAAUUCAACAACAGCAACACCAAGAAUUGUAUCAUAUUCACCAGACACAUCACCAUCAUUAGAGCAAACUAAAAUAAUUUGUUUUGUAAAUGGUUUUAAAUGUUUUGAACAAUCAAAGAAGUCGAGUAAUUUAAUGUAUUUAUCAUUUUGGGCAGUAUUUGAAGGUAAUGCUAUCGAUACACCACCUAUUGAAGUAUUGGCAUUACCAUUAUCAAAGAAUGUUUUAGAAUUUUUGUCACCAAUUUAUGGUGGUGAUGCCUCAAUAACUCAUUUCAAUAUAGUUUGUAAAGAUAAUGGUACAAAACAAAUCAUUGAACAAACUUCACCUGUACCAUUUUGUUUCACUCCUUCUGAUAGAUUAUCAAAAUUAAAGAUUUCUUUUGAUCGUUGUAAAAUUUAUCAUCCAAUUACAAUCAUACCAAAAUUUAGACAUACUGUAAAACAUUUAGAUUUAUCAAAUAAUUCUUUAACAAAUGUUGAUUUCUUAUUUGGGUUUUAUAGAUUAGUUUCAUUAUUUUUAAAUAAUAAUUUAUUAACUGAACAUACUGUAAUACCAACUUUACCUGAUUUGCAAAAUCUUGACAUUUCUUCAAAUAAGAUAACUUUUCCAAAGGAUACUUCUUAUACUGAAAAUUAUAAAAUGUUUUGUUUUAGGUUAAUGAGUAGUGUACCUCAUUUAUUAACAUUAAAUUUAGAAGAUAAUGAAGAGUAUCCAUCACCACAUAAAGCACCUCAUCAUCAUUAUAAUUAUAGAAUUUAUAUCAUUUCCAAGUUUCCACAAUUAAUUAAACUUGAUGUAUUACCAGUUACUAUGGAAGAAAGAAAACAUGCUCAAAAUGUCGAAGAGGAGCCAUGGCUUUUAAAAUAA
Molecule: messenger RNA, 2901 nt
Organism: Dictyostelium discoideum AX4
Lineage: Eukaryota; Evosea; Eumycetozoa; Dictyosteliales; Dictyosteliaceae
Exons: 3
Coding region: 1-2901 (966 amino acids)
Source: RefSeq, a predicted model, not a curated record